This is a messenger RNA of Pectinophora gossypiella (pink bollworm), 6776 nucleotides long. RefSeq names its product menin (gene Mnn1). Bases 124 to 1842 code for a protein of 572 amino acids. The transcript is spliced from 5 exons. The record is from RefSeq and is a predicted model, not a curated record. Gene Ontology annotation, cellular component: histone methyltransferase complex; chromatin; nucleus. NCBI's taxonomy places the organism in Eukaryota, Metazoa, Arthropoda, Insecta, Lepidoptera, Gelechiidae. Gene Ontology annotation, molecular function: chromatin binding; transcription cis-regulatory region binding; Y-form DNA binding. Gene Ontology annotation, biological process: negative regulation of cell population proliferation; regulation of transcription by RNA polymerase II; negative regulation of cell cycle.
CAUUCAAUCAUUCGUUCUAUUGUUCAUUGUGUUAUUUUGUAUUAAAAAAUUUUUGUUCAACCGGUGUGUUUGACGUGUUUGUUUUUAUUUGAAGAUACUUGAAAUAAUGUGAAAUAUAUAAUAAUGACCGGAUUAUCAGAGUUUAAACAUUUCUUCCCCAUUGACAGCAUCCAAAAGGUAUGCGAGCUCUUCGAAGAACAACUACGCAGCGAAAAAGAGCCGGAUUUGGCUUUGUUUUCUAUUAUUGUUGGAGCGGUGGAGAAUAACCUGACUAACGUAAAAAACAGUGACAAAGAUGUAAACUUGUCAACAAAUAAGUUCGUGAAGAUGAAGUUUCCAUCUGUAGAGUGGGAAGAUGUUAAGACGCUUCACGAUCGCUUCGUAUCGUUAAUGCGCGGGGGUGUGGACUCUAAGCUCCUCAGUGGAGAGUAUGCGACUCGGGACCUGGUCAAACGAGUUGCUGAUGUGGUGUGGAACUCUUUGACACGGAGCUACUAUAAAGAUCGCGCCCACUUGCAGUCCAUUUACAGUUUCUUAACUGGGAACAAGUUAGAUUGUUUUGGCGUCGCCUUUGCUGUAACGGCGGGAUGUCAAGUCCUAGGUAAAAGAGACGUGCAUCUGGCUUUGUCCGAGGAUCACGCCUGGGUUGUGUUUGGGAAGGAGGGAACAGAUACUGCUGAAGUCACAUGGCAUGGUAAAGGCAAUGAGGAUAAGAGAGGACGCUCUGUAGGUGAUGGAGUUCUUGCAUGGUCAUGGUUAUAUGUGGCGGGGAAACCAGUAGUCUGCACGAGAGUGAUGGAGCUGGCUGCUCUUGUAUCUUCAAUCAAUCCUACAUUGACCCCUACUGUGGAUGUGCAUGAGGUGGCACAAAUGCAACAUCGACUUUUAUGGCUGCUGUAUGAAAAUGGGCACCUUGAUGCAUACCCAAUGGCUUUAGGCAAUCUUGGGGAUUUGGAUGAGUACAUGAGGAUAUCUAGUUGUUCAGAAGAUGCAUCACUGAAAGAAGAGAACAGUCACAAGUCGAAUGGCACAACCAGGCCGGACUCCGCUGCACUGUAUGCACAUGCAAUCAGAUCGUCGAGGACAUACUACGAAGACCGGCAUGUGUACCCAUACACCUUCCAAGGUGGUUACUAUCACCGACACAAAAUGUAUAAGGAAGCAUUUCAUGCUUGGGCAUGUGCUGGUGAUGUUAUUCGGCACUACAAUUACUCUCGUGAUGAUGAAGAAAUAUAUAAAGAAUUCUCAGAAAUUGCAAAUGAACUGAUUCCUCAACUGAUGAAAGUGGAAAGUUCAGGCCACUCCGCCAGAUGUAUUUUAAAGGAUCCAGAAUGUUUUGCUUCUUUACUCAGGUUUUAUGAUGGAAUAUGCAAGUGGGAAGAGGGAAGCCAGACACCUAUUCUGCACAUUGGAUGGGCGAAGCCACUCGUUAGCACCAUAUCGAAGUUCGAUGCCGAGGUAAGAGCGCAAGUUCACAUAAUAUGCAGCCCGGACAACGACGACCACUCAGAAGAGCCGAAAGAGGAUCAAGAAAAGAGUGACGAUAAGGAGGAAAGUAAAGAUAAGUGGAAUAAUAAUUCUGAGAACGGCGAGAUGAGCGUGCGGGAGCAGCUGACGGCGGCGGUGAACAGUCGGCCGCGCGUGACGCUGUACAGCCACAAGAUGGCGGCGCUGAAGCCGCUGCUGCUGGCGGAGCGGCUCAACACGCACGCGCUGCAGCUGCAGCUGACGGCGCAGAGCCAGCUGCAGCGGCCGCCGCCGCCCGCGCGGCGCCGCGACGACGACGACCCGCACGCCGCCGCCCCCACCGGCCGCGCCAAACGCGCCCGCCGCGACCGCUGAACCACUCCACUACACACUAAUACGCUUUUCGUUAGACUGGAAUACGAUCGGGUAAUGUAUUUUUAGACGUAUAUCAUGUAUUUAUAUUGUGAGCACAAUGCUCUCCCUAUUUUUUAUUACGUAUAUUAAUAACCCUUUCUUUCGCAAUAUCGUAUUAAUGCAGUCCCAAACUACGAGUAGUUAACUCAUUUUUCUGUGAUCAAAGAACAGUCCCACCUCGAGGUUCUGCGUCACCUAUAAGGUACAGAACUCAAAAUGUUGAAUUACAUGUAGACGUAAGAGAUUGAUUCAUGAAAAAGAACAAAUGUCUUUGUGUUAUAUUAAGCUAUAGAUGCUUGAAAAACAAAAUUAUAACUCUAGGCUUAGUUAUUAAAAAUUAUUCGAGACAAUAAUGAACAAAUAAUAACAAUGUUCAAAUUUUUGUCUUUUUUCCGUUUUUUUGUAAUCAGUCUGCGUAAGCCAUCCGUUGCGUCGGCCUAUCACAUUAGCGUCAAAGAAACCUAGGCUACGAUACAUGAUACACAUCACAUCAGCCUUACGAAUCAGAAUCUCAAAAUUCUCACAAGGUUGAGUGACUGUACUCUUUGGUAAACUCAAAAUUACCGGAAAAUUCUGUACUAAGUUACUCUCUUUUCCACACUGCUAAUAACUUUCGUAACAAUUUGCGUCAUAGCAACAAGAGCAAGAAAAGUCGAAGUAAUAUUGAUUGACAUAAUAUUUGUUCCCGAUUAUAUCUCGAACACUUUUUAAUAAUUAUUACAUGUGGACUUGUUUAAAUGUCUUGUUUUCUUGUCUUUCAAUAAUUUAUAUUAGGAGCUAUAUAUCAAGACCCAAACAUGAUAAAUAUAUUUUCGUAGUUUACUGAGUAUCUUCGUCUCUAGUUUUCAUUUUGCAAUUAAAAAGCCUUUCACCAGUCGAGUGAAAUGCUAUAGAUUAUUUGCGAAACGCUUAAGUAUUUACUGCGAUGCUUUGGGUCAAUUUGACUGAGUUGAAAUGUGUACAAAUGAAACAAUAGAGUCUACUUAUAAUAAUAGUAUUUAAAAUACAAUAUUAAUAUUGUGGUAUGCAAAACAAAAGUAAUGUUACAAAUUGUAGAACAACUAUCAUGGACUUGUAUAAGUCAGAUUAAAUAUUUGAUAGUUACUUGUAAUUAGUAUUUGACCGUUAUUAGACUGUUGUUUUUCUAGCAAAGCUCAAAUCGCACUUGCUCGGCGCGGCGCGAUCCUAUAUUGUUUCUACUAUUUUUUAUCUUAUGAAUUGAAACGCACUGCGCGCUACGACCGAGAAGCCCCGUGGAGAAUAUUCUGUCGCAAAUGCGGUUUGAGCUUAAUCGUAUACAAAUAAAAUACAAAUGAGUGUUAUUUAGAGUACUAUAAGUGCGAAGCUCGUGUGUGAACUAGUUGUUCAAAUGUUAAAAGACUGUGCCUCUUGUUUGUGGAAACUUCCAAUACAUGUUUAAUAAGUUUGUGUCGCGUGCUCCUGUCGGCUCGCUAACCUUUGUAUAUUACUGUUAAUACGCAUAAAGUAGUUGAUACUUCGUGAACUAAUACCCAGUUAUUACGCGAACUAUCCAAUAAUAUACACAUCACCAGCUCUCUUAUCUUUUGGCUAUGUCUUUAUUUAUGUAAUAGUGCAUUAUGUGAUAAAAUACUACAAAGUAUUUGUAAAUCGGUAGAGUAGUAUGAUAGUUUUUAAAGUUCUGUAUCAUGUAAAAAAAUUGUGAUCAUUUGCAUUUAUGGAGAUGCCAUUAUUGUUAGGCUGAACUAGGGUCAGUUUUGGAAUUCUACAUUUAUAUUACAAACGACACAUACAUACACACAUACACAUUACACAUUCACACACACACACACACACACACACACACCCACACACACACACACACUUUACACAUUAUUUUUACAUUUAUAUUUAAGUUAAUGUUUUCAUAAAUCCCUCAGUAUGUUGAGGAUAGUAUUAUUUGGAUCUACAUUCCGUAGACAGUGAGAUGUUAGUGGCCUAGUUUACAUUUAAGGUUAAAACAUUUUGUGGAUUUUUUAUAGUAAUAAUUAUCUAUUUAUAAAGUGAGCGUACACACUUAUUAUUAUUAGUAAAUCUAGAAGACUGAUUAAGGCGCUUAUUGGUGCUGAUUCCAGUACAUACCAUCUAAUUUUAUUUUAAGUUAUACCUGUCAUUUUCUUAUCCGCCGAAAAAGAAAGGGAAAGGUAAUCGACAGUCAUAAAAUUUAUGGAACACACGUCAAUUUUAGGCAGAAAUUUUAAAAACCCUCCCAAAAUUAUUAUAGUGGCCAAUAACCCGACAGAAUGAAGUUGACAGCGCACGUGGAACGGUUUGCAUAUCAGCGAGAUGUCGUUUUAAUUUGCCGGUUUAUUCAUUCUUUUCAAAAUUCACAGUUGUCAAUCUCCCGUCCCUUUCCUUUUCGACGGAUAAGAAAAAGAAAAAAAGAAUUAGCAGGUGUCUGCGGGGAUUGGGGCCAUUAUUCGAAUUUGCCGAUCGUAAAACUGGGCCGAUCGUUUAAAGUCGACCGCAAGGUUCAAUUCAAACCGAUCAUCGUGCCUACUUACCAGAGAUAGUUUAAAAAAUAACAUUUCUCACUGUCUUUUAAUGUACAUACUCGUAGAUCUCAUAUUUGUAUGAGUUUUGUCAGUCUUCUAGAUUUAAACUUAAUAUGACUCAGGAGAUAAUACAAAAUCUACCUUACAUAUUUUAGUCACAAAUAGAAUUUUCCUGCUAUGCACAACUAAAAGUACAUGGGCGAUGCUCAAUCGCCUUCUAAGCACAGCGCAUUUAUUAAUUGGCAACAUUUUUUUUAACCCUAUUCGGGCAGACACUAACUUAAAAUAAUUUUAGCCUGACAGCUCUUAAAGAAGUGCCGUCCUUCAUUUACAAUAAGAGCACGAUAGAGAGCACGUAAAAUUAAGUUGGUGGAUGCCCGAAUCGGCAUCAUGUGUGCCUAUUGCAAUGGAUGUGCCAAUCUUUCAGACCAGUGUAUACAGGGUGUUAGUGAAUUGUCCAUCGCAAAAGUGUAAAAUUAAAAAAAAAAAACUUGAAUUUUGCGAUGGUAAAUUCCAUUUCAUAUCAAUUCAGAAUCAUCCCUCAAAGUUUUCGUUACGAUGUCAGUAACACCCUGUAUAAACAAUAUUUUUCUAGUCUAUAAUAUAUUUAAAAUACCGCGUAAUAUUCUUUAACAUUAGAUUAACACCAUUGACUAAUUUCCUAAACAAAAAGAUGUUUUGCCUGGUUACCUACCUACAUAACUUAUAUAAGGUAGAUUUUGAAGCUGCCAUUCAUCUAUUUUCAAUUUAUUCCUGAAAAUGUAAGUACUUAAUAAAAUCGAGUAUUUAAUUAUAUCAACUGUUCGAGUCUGUUAGAAUUUUAGUAUCUUUUAUAUAACUCUUAUCUAACUACACCAUUAAAUGAUAAAUUGGUAACUAUAAUGAGCUGGUCUCAGACUAUUUCAAGUGGGCUAAUCGUCUUCUAGGCAUUCGCUUUUAAAAGUGACGCCUAAGUUAUUGAAAGACCCAACCAAGAUCAUUGCACAACCUUAAUAAAUAUAUUAAAUUUUAAAUUUCAUUUUUCUAUUUAUUCUAAGUUUAUGUUACUGUGUGUGUUGGCUGAAAUGUUUUAUAAUUUAUUUAUAUUUUACAUUUAAAUAUUGGUGACUUGACUACAUUAAACAGAUGGUUAAUUUAUUUAAAUUGUGUUGCAUUAUAUUUAAAAGUAAAUAAUUAUGACUGCCUGUUACAAUAUUUAUAUAUUUAGUGUAGUUACGAUUAUUACUUUUUAAUUGAUUAAUUGUUGUUAUUUAUACUCGCAUAGAUUACACUUUAAAUCCUUGUGUAAGCAAUAGUUGAUGGACUAGCAAGUUCGUUUGAUGUAUGUAUUUUCUAUUCAUUAGGUACUACAGCCCAUUUUUUUAGUACUGUGGUUUGGCUAUGAGUACUACGCAAAUGAUUACCUAAUAUAAGAUAAUUAAUUAUUUUUUUUCUUGAUAAGUAAUAACACUGACAUGGUGUGAAGUUGAGUGAUAGAGUGAGAAACAGUGUGAUAAGACAGAGAUGUGGUGUAAAAGACAAUAUAGUGAUUAGGAUUGAGAAGGGACUGUUAGGUUGGUUUGGACACGUUGAGCGGAUGAAGGAUAAUAGAAUUGCAAAAGCGGUAUAUAAAGCGAAAGUUGAUGGUAGGGCUGGCAGAGGAAGACCGAGAAGGACUUACGAUGAUCAAAUUGGAGAUGUCCUUAGAAAAGGUUCAAUACGAUCUACUCUGAACCGGCGUGCGUGUAUGAAGCGAUUGAUGAAUGUGGAGGAAGCAAGAGAAGUGUGUCAGGAUCGAAGCAAAUGGAAUUCUAUAGUCUCUGCUUACCCCGGUGGGAAAUAGGCGUGAGUUUAUAAUAAUAACACUGACAAUAAGACAGUAACUUUUAAUGAGGAACUUUCCAGGCUACAUUCACGAAAAACAACAUAGAUGGCGUUAUGCAGCUUUAACGUGAUAAUUACAUAUUUUCAUUCAUAUAUAUUUGGAUCACAUUAUGUAUAGAAUGUUGUUGCUACCUAUAUUGCGUCUCUUUAUUUUAAUCAGAAUAAUAGUGGAAAAUGUAAUUGUGCCUGGGUGUAAUAAAAAGGGUCAUCGUUUAUACCCAAAAACUAAUAUAAAAGAUGCAUAGGGAUGUCUGUUAUCUAUGAAAUUAGAAGGUUAAAAAAAAGAAAAAUCUGUACAGCGCCAUCUAUAUUGUUUAUGAGGAUCGUAGUCUAGAAAGUUCCUCAUUCAGGAAAUAUACAACAUGUUUUAUUUGUUUAAAGCUCAGAUUUUUCUUACUUGUGUAAGCUUUUUUUAAUUCGCUAAUCUUUGGAACUAAAAUAGGGCUGUAGUUUAAUCAGAUUAAUGGAUAUAUUUUUCUUGCUUAAUUAAGCUUAAGUAAUAAUAAUAAUUAUCUUUAA